This is a messenger RNA of Bursaphelenchus okinawaensis, 3743 nucleotides long. The record is from the annotation of a GenBank genome assembly. NCBI's taxonomy places the organism in Eukaryota, Metazoa, Nematoda, Chromadorea, Rhabditida, Aphelenchoididae.
AUGAACCCCCUCUGCCUAACAAUACUAUUACUCCUACAACAUACACAAUAUUCAGUAACAGCUGAAGAAAGUGAUGAGACUGAUGAAAACCUUCGAGAAGUUGGUUUAGGUCCAGAAGAACUGUCAAUGUUGGACGAUUUCGAAGUGAAAUUACUCAGAGAUUCGAUCAGAGGUGUGGGAAGUGUCAGUCGAGGAAUUGGCCUCUUCAAAAGUCCAACUGUACCUGAGUUCGAUUUUGGACCGAUCAAUGGGGCACAGGGCGUGAAACAGCAGGCGACGGAGGACAUGAUUCCUGUUGGGGGAGGGGUGAGUUAUAGUAUGAUGUUUAUGUUGGGGAGAGGGAGUUAUAUUAUGAUGUUUGUGUUGGGGAGGGGUGCGUUGUAGUAUGAUAUUUGUUUUGGGGGAGAUGUGGCUUUGUAAAAUCAAUGCCAAAGGCUAUGUUUUGUUUGUGAAAGGCUUGGCAAGUCCCAAAAUUGGAUUUUAUAAAAAUUUUUAAAAUUAACAGAUGAUAGGAUUGGGUAGGGUACUAUUGGGUUGGGUAGGGUAAGGUAAGAUAAGGUAAAGUAAGGUAAAGUAGAAUAGGGAAAAAGCACAUAAUUCUGUAUUGCUUCACAAAGCUUUGUCAUUUUAUAUACAGAGUUCAUAAAGAUAUGGCAUUUCGAAAAUAAAAAAAGCUUACUUUUCUAGAGCAGAUCAAACUUCUUUUUUGAUAGGCACGAUAUAAAUUUGAAACUUACUGCGUGUAUACUCCAUUUUGUGCUCUAUAAAUCUGUUAUUUUAGGUUUUUAAAAAAUGUGGUUAUUUUUUCAAAAAUUGGUUUUGUAGCAGACUAUACCUACAAAACAUCGUUUUUUGGCUUUUUUCACUUUACUUAACUAUAUAUGAAAAGUAACUCAACAUGAAAGCAUUCCAGGUAAUAAAAUAUCAAUCUGAGUCUUUCAUACUAUUAAAACUCCUAAUUUUAAACCUUUAUAUUAUUUUAGUUCGCAGACACGGUGCCUCAAAUUAUGCCCUCUCCUCCGCCGUUACUUCGCAAGCAUAAAGAAGAACGACAGCCCAAGAAGCACAAAUUGAAGCCGAGAAGGAAGAAGGGAAAGAAACACACACAAAAGGACAACAACUCGGAUUUGUCACCAGCUGAACAGCGGCAUCUGGCUGAAAUCUUGGAGGUAGGGCUGACUUUUGAUAGUUUUUAGAGGGUUUUUGGGGAAAUUUUGAGGUUUUUAGGUAAUGAAAUGCCUUUUUGAAGCUUUUAUUAUUAAAAAUGUUAUAAAACAGAAUUUAAAAUUUAUAGAAAUGCAUGUUUAAAGCCGUUUAUUACCUAAAAAUUUAACUUUUUUAGCAUUUAUUCAUCAAAAACCAUUUCAGUUGAUAUUAUCAAAGAAGAAAAAGGAUAUAAAAGAGUUGAAGAAGCCAAAAAAUGAAGAAUGGGAAGAUAUUGAAACAGAAACAGAACCCACAACAACUAGGAGAACAACUACAACACCUGCAUCUGCAGCUCCUGUAACUUUGACUCAAAGGAGUAACUGGGCUGUCAGCACUGAAGAAGUUAAGAAGCCAGCUUCUGGAAGGCGAGGUAGAGCGUUUGAUGUUUUUAUAGGACGUGUAGGAUCUCUGCUUACUGUAUUUUUGAUUACUGUAAUUUGGAAAUUAAAAAGAACCUUAUUUUUUUCAAUUUUCCUUAUGUUAUACUAGCUGGAAUCGACAAAAAAUAGCUUAAAACUCAAUUUAUGAAGCUUUACUGAUCGCAUUUUGCAAUCAAUGAUAAAAUUAGGUAACAAAACAAAGUAAUAUAUACUUUAUGACAAAAUAUUCCAGGUCUGUCGAUAAUAACAGAGCAGGAGGAAGAAGAAAAAGCCGAGUUUGUAGUAGGUAACGAGGACAAAGACGACCUCGACACCACCGCCAUCACCAUCCCAGCCCAAAAGAUACUCCGUGGCGAUGAACAACUUCAAACCCCAACCAACACAGACGACGUGAUCAAUAGUAAACUGGUGGACGCGGAAGUAGAAGCCAAGAAUCCACAAGAUUGGGAGCAGAAGAUGAGAGCUCUGACCCGAGAACUCGGAUUCGUGCUUCAGAAGCUGAAGAUUGAAAAAGAAACCGCUGGGAUUCUGAAUAGAACUAACUACGAUGCUAAACCCAAUGUUCUUAGCGAGUUUGUCGAUGGUAACACGAACAAUUUGGAUGAUAAUGAUCGGAAACCUCAACAGAGAAAGGCUUUUGUCAGCAUUUUGAGGGAGGUCAGUGAGGUUUUCUUUAUUUUUUUCGAGUUUUUAAUAAACUUUUUAGAAAUGUGGUAACAUAUGCAUAAAGCAUAAAAUAAUGUAUCUAUUCACAAAAUUGCAACCCCAUACCUUGUUGUCCAACAGAGUUACACUCUUUUAAAAACAACAAAAAUCAAAAAAAGUUCGAUUCCGCUCGGAAAAUUGACGUUUUUUAAUUUUUAAAAUGCUUUAACGUUACGAAAAACUAACAAAACAUCUCGUAAUAACAUUCCAGGGCCUAGCACGACAAACUGACAUCAACGAGUACGUUUUCAUAGCCAGUAUCACCUUGAUUCGAGACCAAAACCAUGUUAUACUCGUGGACACAGGUUUGGCCACUGAUAUCAAUGGUCGAACUGAUCUUUUGAAUAGUGAGUUUUUGGAAAAAUGUUGGAAAAGAUCAUUUUAUAUCUAUUUUACAACGUUUUGUAAUGUAAAUAUGGUUUUAAAAAUCGCAAAACGCCGCUUGACAUUAAUGAAAAUGAACACUGUGUCGAGCGGGGGAAAAUUGAAUUUUGCAGUUUAAAAGUGCACUGGAAAUGUGACAUCUUACAAUAUUAUUAUAUGAUAUAUUAUAUAAUAUAAAAACUAUAAACCAAAAUUCAAUCCAUUUCGUCAAUUAAAAGCCAAGUUAUACCUAAAUGAAGACCAAGCUAAAGCCUUGCCUACCUAUAACAACAUCGAAUUCUCUUUGCAGAACUGAGCAAACUUGACAUAACUCCACCACAGGUGAACUACGUGAUAACAACUCAUGGACAUCCGGAUCACAGUGGAAAUACCAACGAUUUCCCGGAUGCCAUCCAUUUCCAAGGCAAUAUGCUGCAUCAGAAGACCAAGUUCAACUUUUCCGACCUGUUUGAAGCAAGUUUUAGAUUAUAUCAAUGUUUUUACAUAUUAGAAUAUCUGUAAAAGCGUAAUUUAUCAGUAUGGAGAAGUAUUUUCAAGUAUCUGUACAUGAACAACUGCUCAAAAACAAUCUGAUUCUCUUGAGUUAAGUCUUCCUCAACUUUCAUUAGCUUUUGGGUCAAGUUUCGCCUCGGACAAUAUUUUGUCGUAAAGUUGCGAAAAACUUGAUCUCAUUGACCUUUUAUAUGUCAAUUAUAAGGUAAAAAGAUAAAUUAAUGUUUCAAAAACUUAUUUCAGAAAGAUUACCAGCAGCUCACUCCGAAUGUACAGCUCAUCAAGUCUCCCGGCCACACACCAGAUGACAUCUCGGUGCUGGUCAAGAAUACCGACAAAUACGGAACGGUAGCAGUAGCUGGAGACGUUUUCAUAGCCGAAGAAGACAUGAAGUUUCCGCUGAUGUGGAAGCCAAUGGCCUGGAACGAGCGCAUUCAAGAGAAGUCACGACAACGGCUGAUUUGUGAGGCUGAUUAUAUUAUCCCUGGUCAUGGAAAGGUCUUCAAGGUCAGGGAUGAAAUGAGAAUCGAUGCGGAAUGUGCCAAAGUCUCAGGGAGCGUUGUGCCGAUGUUGUAG